This is a messenger RNA of Amorphotheca resinae ATCC 22711, 444 nucleotides long. RefSeq lists its product as hypothetical. Lineage: Eukaryota; Fungi; Ascomycota; Leotiomycetes; Helotiales; Amorphothecaceae. Gene Ontology annotation, molecular function: 4-alpha-hydroxytetrahydrobiopterin dehydratase activity. The record is from RefSeq and is a predicted model, not a curated record. Gene Ontology annotation, biological process: tetrahydrobiopterin biosynthetic process. The transcript has 3 exons. Bases 1 to 444 code for a protein of 147 amino acids.
AUGAGCAGCAGCACCGCGGUGCAUUUCUCAGCCGGUUAUGAUCCGGAGCAAGGAGCGCGGGAGCUGGAGCCGCUGUUGAGGCAGAAUGGGGGAAAGUGGGAAGUGAUCGAGAGUGGGAGGGGUGUGCAGAGAGGGUUUAGGUUUAAGAGUUUUAAGAAGACGUGGGAAUUCAUGAAUAUAAUAGCUGCCGAAUGCGCAGUCAAGAAACAUCACCCGGAAUGGUCGAAUGUGUAUAAUACGACGUUCAUAAGAUGGACGACGCAUUCGCCACCAGGGUUGUCGGAGAAGGACGUCGCUAUGGCGAGGUACUGUGAUGAGCAAGCCAGGGCUUGUGGGGAGGUGGAGGGUGACAGUGCGGGCAGUGCGGUGGGUAAGGAGUUGGCGGAUCGCGUUGCGAGUGAAGGCGGAGAUUGCUGUGUGCCCAAGAAGAAACCUGCUGCGUAG